AUGAGUUGCUUCCCAUGUUUUAGGAAAGCAAGUAACGAGGAGGAAGAUUUGCGGAUAGCCCAGGCCAACUAUAUCACUACACCGCCUCCUCCUGCAAAUAGCAAGCAAGCUCCAGUAGCUGAAGCCAUAAACACUGAUCCUAACGCAGAAGGAAAUUCGUCGGCAAGGACAUUCACUUUCCGUGAACUUGCCUUUGCGACAAAGAAUUUUCGUCAAGAAUGUAUAUUGGGGGAAGGUGGAUUUGGAAGAGUGUUUAAGGGGACACUUCAGUUGAGUGGGCAGGUUGUUGCUGUGCGGCAACUAGACAGAAGUGGAACACAAGAGAGCAAGGAGUUUUUGGUUGAAGUUAUGAUGUUGAGUCUUCUUCACCACCCAAAUCUGGUCGAUCUGAUCGGAUAUUGUGCUGAUGGAGAUCAAAGGCUUUUGGUAUACGAAUACAUGGCAUCGGGUUCUCUGGAAGAUCAUCUAUUUGGCACUUCAACGGAUAAAAAACCUUUAGAUUGGUCAAAGAGAAUGAAAAUUGCUUUAGGUGUCGCAGAAGGACUUGAGUAUUUACACGAGAAGGCCAAUCCCGCUAUCAUAUAUCGCAACUUAAAAUCCUCAAAUAUCUUGUUGGAUCAAAAUUCCAUCCCGAGACUCUCGAAUUACGGGCUUGCCAAGCUUGUCCAAAGCGGAAAUAAGAUGAUGGGAGGUCAUGGUUAUUGUGCACCCGAGUACGAAAGAAAUGGUGAAUUGACUUUCAAGUCGGACGUAUAUAGUUUUGGAGUUAUCUUACUAGAGCUUAUCACGGGACGAAGAACCUUGGACACGGCACGCCCCAUAGAGGAGCAGAAUUUAGUUACAUGGGCACAGCCCAUUUUCCGGGAUCCGUCAAGGUUUCCCGAAAUGGCAGAUCCGGUUCUUAAAAGGGAAUUUAUGGUGACAAGUUUAAAUCAAGCUGUGGGAGUUGCAGCCAUGUGUCUUCAGGAUGAACCAAUGGUCCGUCCAUUGAUCAGUGACGUUGUAGCUGCUCUUAGUUUCCUUGCAGUGGCUCCACCUGAUGCACCGGUACCUGCACGACUUGUUCCUCUCUUGUCGUCCCGGGUGGAUACGUUGAGUCAUAAUAGAGAUAAUCCGCAUCACGAGGACAGCGACAUUUCUGUUCCUGAAAAGGAAGAUAGUUCAGAUAGUGAUGAUGAUGAGAAGAAAAAAGACGAAGGCAAUAAGUCUCAACGUAAAAAGAACUUGAAAGAGCAGGGCUCGAGUUCAAGCAGCAGCAGCUCCAGCAGCAUUGGAUCGAGAAGUGAUAGUCAGUGCUUCAGCUUGAGGCAUGACAAUAAUCACGAACCUGAUGAUUAUACUGAUGAUUCAAACAGUGACCAUGCAUCCUGUAGAAAUGAGCUGCACGAGGAUGUGCAUGAUGGAAGUGUGAGAUCCAAGGAUCACGAUUCAUGUUCUGAAGAAGAGGAAGAUGAUGAUGAUGAUGAUGACGACGACGACGAAUACCAUGAGAGCCAUGGAUGGAAGUGA
Molecule: messenger RNA, 1509 nt
Organism: Fraxinus pennsylvanica
Lineage: Eukaryota; Viridiplantae; Streptophyta; Magnoliopsida; Lamiales; Oleaceae
Source: the annotation of a GenBank genome assembly